Gekko japonicus is the source of this 1618-nucleotide messenger RNA. Its product is annotated as keratin, type I cytoskeletal 14-like. The record is from RefSeq and is a predicted model, not a curated record. Gene Ontology annotation, molecular function: structural molecule activity. The transcript has 8 exons. The coding region runs from base 88 to 1443 and encodes 451 amino acids. Gene Ontology annotation, cellular component: keratin filament. NCBI's taxonomy places the organism in Eukaryota, Metazoa, Chordata, Lepidosauria, Squamata, Gekkonidae.
CAGAGCCGUUAGUUUUCUACUUUGUUUGCUACGCUUUCUAGCUUACCGGGGAACUCUCUCUCGGGUGGUUCUCCAUUUCCUGGCAAGAUGACCACCACCAUCAGGCAAUACACCUCUUCCUCCUCCACGAAGGGGCCCAUGAGUUUUGGCGGGGGCUCCUCCCGGCUUUCCUCCGUGCAUCUCGGAGGGGGGUACCAAGCCCAGAGCAUCCAUGGUGGAGCUGGUGGCAUCUCCUUAUCUUCUUCCCGCUAUGUCUCUGGGGUAGGCAGCUCCUUUGGUGGUGGUUAUGGGGGCAGCUACUGCAGCAGCUUUGGUGGCGGCUUGGGGGGCAGCUUUGUCGUCGGUGGCGGGGAAGGCCUGCUGGCUGGGGGCGAGAAGGAGACCAUGCAGAACCUGAACGACCGCCUGGCUAACUACCUGGACAAGGUGCGUGCCCUGGAAGAGUCCAACACUGAGCUGGAGGUGAAGAUCAGAGAGUGGCACAAGAAACACGCACCUGGUCCAGACUGCGACUACAGCCUGUAUUUCAGGACCAUCGAAGACCUGAGGAGCAAGAUUCUGGCCGCCAACGUUCAGAACGCCAGCAUCCUCUUGCAGAUUGACAAUGCUAAACUGACCGCUGAUGACUUCCGCACCAAGCAUGAGACAGAGGCGGCGCUGCGCAUGAGCGUGGAGGGAGACAUCAAUGGUCUGCGCAGAGUCUUGGAUGAACUCACCCUGGCCAGGUCUGACCUGGAAAUGCAGCUGGAGAACCUGCAGGAAGAGUUGGGUUACCUGAAGAAGAACCAUGAGGAGGAAAUGACUGUACUCCGAUCCCAAAUGGGUGGAGAAAUCACUGUGGAAAUGGAUGCUGCUCCUGGAGUGGACCUGACCAAGAUCCUGUCGGAGAUGCGCGAGCAGUAUGAGGCCUUGGCGGACAAGAACCGUAAAGAUGCCGAGCAGUGGUUCUUCACCAAGACCGAAGAGCUGAACCGAGAAGUUGCCACCCACACACAACAGCUCCAGUGCAGCAAGACGGAGAUCACGGAUCUGAGGCGCACCGUCCAAGGCCUGGAGAUAGAUCUUCAAGCUCAGCUCAGCAUGAAAGCGGCCCUGGAAGGCACCCUGGCCGAGACAGAAGCCCGCUACGGCACCCAGCUUGCCCAGAUCCAAGUGCUGAUCACCAGCGUGGAGGAGCAGCUGGCGGAGCUGCGGUGUGACAUGGAGCGCCAGAACCACGAGUACAAGAUCCUCCUGGACGUCAAGACCCGCCUGGAGCAGGAGAUCACCACCUACCGACGCCUGCUGGAGGGAGAGGAUGCCCACAUUUCUUCCCAGUACUCAGCGGCUUUGUGCAGCAGACAAGGAUCCACAACCACCCGCCAAGUCCGCACCAUUGUUGAGGAGGUCCAAGAUGGAAAGGUGAUCUCGAGCCAUGAGAAGUUCCAUGUCUCUGGCCACUAAACCUGCAAGUACCAGCCUGCCUGUUCCAGGGGCCUUGGACGUGAUGCGCUUUUCUCCCUUCGCGUGUGGUGCACCUUUGGUGUUCAGGCUGCUGCUUGCUUCCUCAGCAUCCAGGCCCUGAGCUCUGUUUGUCCAUUUCCACUAAUCUCCAAUAAAGCUUCUUCAUUUCAUGCAU